Messenger RNA from Anguilla anguilla (European eel), 886 nucleotides. It is a transcript of the gene abca4a, whose product is annotated as ATP-binding cassette, sub-family A (ABC1), member 4a. NCBI's taxonomy places the organism in Eukaryota, Metazoa, Chordata, Actinopteri, Anguilliformes, Anguillidae. The coding region runs from base 398 to 871 and encodes 157 amino acids. The record is from RefSeq and is a predicted model, not a curated record. The transcript has 5 exons.
AAAAUGUUUUUGCAUUUGGUUAGCGAAAUAUACUGUAUAUCGGAUCGUUUUGACGGUUGGAGCCCGGCGCGAGCGUAGCCCUUUUAAGAGCUGUUUUGAGUCUACACGUGCUUGCCUUGAAAGGAGGGAGCUGCACAAACACAGACUCGGAUCCUUUUGACCGAAAGUAACCCUGGAGCUGCGAGCGGUAGCGCUAUAAAAGCACUGAGGAGAAAAAAACGGCACUCUUUAUUGCGAGAGACACAUCGAGCAGAGUGGACAAUAACGGACGGUGACGAAGUGAAGAAAGGGUUUAUAUUUAUUCUUCACUUCGCCAAAGGACUAUCUAUUUAUGCUCAAAAAGGAAACGUUUGGAGAUUUCGUGAAAAGUUGAGUGCAGCGCAGAUCCAGGGCAGCCAUGUCUGUCUCUACUCAGCUGGGCCUGCUGCUGUGGAAGAACCUCACCUACCGGCGCAGACAAACGAUCCAGUUACUGGUUGAGAUAGUCUGGCCACUCUUCAUCUUCUUCAUCCUCAUCUCAGUCAGGCUUCACUACCCUCCGUACGAGCAGCAUGAGUGUCACUUCCCAAACAAGGCCAUGCCCUCUGCCGGCACCCUGCCCUGGGUGCAGGGCAUCAUCUGCAACGCCAACAACCCCUGCUUCCGCUACCCAACGCCCGGAGAAACCCCUGGGGUGGUGGGCAACUUCAACGACUCCAUAAUCUCCCGCCUGUUCAUCGAUGUUAAGAAGAUCCUGCUGUACAGCCAGAAUGACAGGAGCCUGGAGGGGUUCAAGGGCCUGGUCCGAGCGCUGAGGAACAUGCAGAAACACACCGCAGGUACGGCCCCGCCCACACGCCAGGCCACGCCCCCCUGUGUCACCGCCGGGUGACCUGCCAAUACAGAG